Cavia porcellus (domestic guinea pig) is the source of this 5079-nucleotide messenger RNA. RefSeq names its product C-C chemokine receptor type 3-like. Gene Ontology annotation, cellular component: membrane; external side of plasma membrane. The transcript has 6 exons. Gene Ontology annotation, biological process: inflammatory response; cell chemotaxis; G protein-coupled receptor signaling pathway. Bases 888 to 2012 code for a protein of 374 amino acids. NCBI's taxonomy places the organism in Eukaryota, Metazoa, Chordata, Mammalia, Rodentia, Caviidae. Gene Ontology annotation, molecular function: C-C chemokine receptor activity; C-C chemokine binding. The record is from RefSeq and is a predicted model, not a curated record.
AUGCAAUACAGAACUUCAAAACAAGAUAAUAGUAAAUCCAAAAUGGCUGCUAUUACAUGUCUUAUCAUGGUUUAUGUCGGUGGCCCCCAGGCCUCACGCCUUUGCAUUGUGCAUUUGUGAUUGGUUCAUUGUCUAGUGCUUGGAUUGAUGGUGUCAGUGCUAUACCCACCUAGGGGUGGAGCCAGGAUGUGAUGUAAUGGCAGGAAGAAGGCACAUCUCUCUCUUGCCGGUUUCUGCCUUACUGUUUGCAGCUGCCAUGGACUGCAGCCGUACCAUGCCACCCUGUCUUGGAACCAACUGAGUACAGACUGAAACCUCCAAAAACUAAGUGUAUUGAAGAAGAGUGGUGACAAUGGACAACUGUGGUGGACUGAAAAUUGAUAGUCAAUUUGUAGCCCUAGCUGAAUUCAAUCAGCAUGGUGCUGAGUGGAUCACUCACCUGCAGACUGCUGCCAGCACAAAAGGGAGGACUGGAGAGGAAGAAACCUUGAUUACAACAAUAUUCUUGUCUCAUUCCUGAUUUUAGAGGGAAAGUUUUGUUCAUUUCACAUGCCGUUGGCGGUUGGUUUGUCAUAAGUGACCUUUAUCAGAUUGAGUUUGCUCAUCUGGAAAAUGAAGACCUUAGACGAGGGAUCUCCGCUGGGCAGUCACUCAGCUCCACCCCCCAAGACCGGGGUCUGCAUGGAUCUGGUUUUCUCAGACUUCUAGGACUCGUCAGUGUCCAGCAAGGACUGAGGCUGUGAGGCCGUGACCAAGGGAGAGACAUGGUCACUGCAGGAAGGGGCGUAUGAGCAUGGGUACUUCUGUAUCCUGUUUACAUCCUUGUGGAAUACUGUCCUGGAGGAUCUUGAACAAACCCAGCUAACAACAGGACACAGCCUUUCGUGAUGUCUGGCCUGGAAACGCCACACUCAGGGCCCAAAGGCACCAGUGGCAUGGCGACCUACCCAGAGGAGGCUGAGCUGGAGACCGAGUUCCCCGGGACCACAUUCUAUGACUAUGAAUUUGCACAGCCUUGUUUCAAAGUCAGCAUCACAGAUCUUGGGGCCCAGUUCCUACCCUCUCUGUUUUCCCUGGUAUUCAUUGUCGGCCUCCUGGGAAACAUAACAGUCAUAGUGGUCCUCACCAAGUACCAGAAGCUCAAAAUCAUGACCAACAUUUACCUGCUCAACUUGGCCAUUUCUGACCUGCUCUUCCUCUUCACGCUUCCCUUCUGGACUUACUAUGUUCACUGGAACAAGUGGGUGUUUGGCCACUUCAUGUGUAAGAUCAUCUCAGGGCUCUACUACGUGGGCUUGUUCAGCGAGAUCUUCUUCAUCAUCCUGCUGACCAUUGACAGGUAUCUGGCCAUUGUUCAUGCCGUGUUCGCCCUGCGAACCCGUACUGUAACUUUUGGUAUCAUAACCAGUGUCAUCACCUGGGUUCUGGCGGUGCUAGCUGCGCUCCCUGAAUUCAUGUUUUAUGGGACUCAGGGGCACUUUGAAGUCUUAUUCUGUGGUCCUUCUUACCCAGAGAAGAAAGAACACCACUGGAAGCGUUUCCAAGCUCUCAGGAUGAACAUUUUUGGCCUGGCACUCCCUCUGCUCAUUAUGAUCAUCUGCUACACAGGAAUCAUUAAGACCCUGCUGAGAUGUCCCAGUAAAAAAAAGUACAAGGCCAUCCGACUCAUUUUUGUCAUUAUGGUGGUCUUUUUUGUGUUCUGGACACCUUACAACCUGCUCCUCCUUUUCUCUGCCUUUGAUCUGUCCUUCCUGGAUGACUGUGAGCGGAGCAAACAGCUGGACAUGGCCAAGCACGUGACAGAGGUGAUCGCCCACACCCACUGCUGCAUCAACCCCAUCAUCUACGCCUUCGUGGGGGAGAGGUUCCAGAAGUACCUGCGCCACUUCUUGCACAGGAAUGUGACCAUGCACUUGAGCAAAUACAUUCCCUUCUUCACCAGUGAGAAACUGGAAAGGAGCAGCUCAAUCUCCCCAUCGUCAGGGGACCCGGAACUCUCUGUUGUGUUUUAGAUCCACUGCUGAGAGAUUCCUAAGGAUGGACUGGGCAGGAGAAGCCGGCUACAUCAGCCUCUUGGCCAGUGCUUUGAAUGUGCAGCACAACACUGAAGCUUUUGAAGUCCUUGCAAUACAUACAAUGGUGCCAGAACAUGCCCACCCCAACAUCAUCACCAGAAGCCAUAGGAUGGGCAGUUUCCUCCAAAGAAACCUCUGCUUGAUUCCCUGAAGAGUUACCUAAAUUUUCAUGCACCUACCAGUUAGUUAGUAUGCUUGGCUGCAAACAGGUGACAUAUCUUAUAACUUAGAGACUUACUUCUGCCAGCUACUGGCAUAAAUGACGUAAUUGCAUAAAACACCAUAUUCUAUCUACUUGAUUUCCUUUCUCUGAUUUGUGAAAGGCUUUUGUGAGUGUGAGGUGGGGGAUUGUAUGUGAAUAAAUUUUCCCAAGCAACAUAAUAGCAUGCCAUACCACUUCUAGAUAUUCUUAAUAGAGACUCACAUCCAGUUUAUAACAAACUACCAGAUUUCUCACCAGUGACUCUCACAGGCCAGGAGAGUGCACUCUGUCCUCUCAAAUGCCGGCCUCUUAUAGUAGAGCAGGUCAAGGGCCUCCCCUACACAUGAGUUCCGUGAGCGGACAGGAGCAAGGUCAGGCUCAGAAGGGCACUAGCUCAGCAGCUCAGUGGCUCUCAGCCUUACUUUGGGACCACACUUUGAGAAAUACUGCUCUGGCUAGAAGGCUCUUAGACACACUCAGGAUGAUCACGAAACUAAAGAUUUCAUGGUGGUCAGACAGUAGUCAGAGGGAGACGCCAAAAGCCCCGUGGAUGCAGCUAUGCUAACGAUAAAGGAUCGAUAAAGGAUAGUCAGUCACCGUGGUGCACAGUUGCUAACGUUGUCUCCACCGCUAAGUGGUCUAGAGAGGAUUUCCAGUCCUCCAGUUUGACUCAGCUAAGCUUUGCUUGAGUGUCAGUAUUUCACACCUUGUACUAGAAGCUGUGGGAGGCACAAAAUGAAUGGAACCUGGGAGAAGCACAUCCUAAGGAGGGAAAUACAACUUUUAAGUGUUUUUUAAAAGGAACAGCCCAGGUCCUCAUUUCUCUUUCUUCUUGCUGUUUAAGUCUUCUUGGGAAAGAAGGAAGGUCUAAAUUUCUGUUUAAUGUUUACCUUGCACUAGCGAGCACGUUUGACAGUGUCAAAUGAGCCACCAGGUGUUCAUCCGGCUGUCAGGUGAGACAGGGACACGAGGUAUACAUCUUCAGUGAAGAUGCAAAAAUAUAUGACAAGCUAUGACAGCUGAGCUUGUUACCAUGAUCAACUUGGGAGCUACCUAGGGGAUUUGCAAACCACAUUUCUCAGUGUGGGGGACCUGGGAACUAUGCCCAGUCCUUCGUUUAUUCUUCUCUGAUGCUGUUCCUCUGUUUUGCAUCCUCAUCUCCAUGAACUAAGUAGCUUUGCUCUGCCACAUUUUUCUGCCAUGAUAUUUUGGCUUGGAGCCAGCUGAACAUGGGUGGAAUCCUCUGAAGCCACCAGCCAAAUAAAUAUCUUGACACUAGUGAGUGUCAUGUAUUCUGUGCAGAAAUAAGAAAACUGACUACUAUAGAAAAUUAGUAAUGAGAGUGUGAUCAUUGCUGUGUCUCUAUGUGACCAUGUGGCUUGGAAGCCUUUGGAACUGGUUUGUGGAAGGAGUUUGGAUGGGCUUGGAGAUUUGACCUAGAGAAGCCUUAAAAUUCUGUAAGAGCUUGAUGGAUAAGCUUGAUAGUAAAAUGCUGUAGAAGAUUUAUGCUCAGAGUUCUGAAGACCAGAAUGCUGAUGGAAAUGCAGAUAAUCAAGGUCAGGCUCAGGAGGUUUCAGUUAGGAAUGAAGACCUUAUUUGGAAGGAAACUAAAGGUCAUGAGCGAUACACUCUGGGAAAAAAAUUUUUUUUGCGGUAGUUUGUACACGUCCUGAGACUCUGCCCAAGGCUGGCAUUAAGGAUGGUGGGUUCACUGAUCUGCUGGAGGAAAUUUCAAAACAGCCCAGUGUUCAAGCUGAGUCAUGAGUACUUCUGUCUGCUUUUUAGCCAGAUUUAUAGUGAGAAUUAGGAACAAAAAGGAAAACAGAAAUAUUUGAAAAUGUUACAUUUUAGCCUGAAGGGGACCAUUUGUAAAGAGAUUGGUACUGUAAAAAAAUAAAAUAAAAUUUUAAAAACCCAAAUAUUUUUAGCAAAGACAAAGACAGAUGCCUAGAGGGCAUCUCAGGAAUCAGCAAAGCUGCAUCACCAACUAUACAGCAAGGCUCAAGGUACAAAGAUGUAAGGCUUUCAUUUGAAAGGAAAGUCUCUGGGGUCCCUGUUACAGAGGGUCACCUAGGGAAUUGGUUCUCCAGGAUUCUGCUUCAUGAACUCAGUCUUUCAGGCAGUCAGAAGUCACCGCAGCCAUGGCUCAAGAGGGUCUGGCUCCUGCACAUACUGGUGGUGGACCUUGGGUGUACUUGUCAGGUAUUCUGUCCAGGAACUGAAAAUCUGACUAAUACAUAAAUGCAAUCUCUGUUCCCAUGAAGCUUUCAGUCUAAUAGGAGUUACAAGAUAGUGUUGGAGCACAUUGUAUGAUUAGUAAGGCACAGUUAUAGAACAACAAACUUAUAGACGUUAUAGCAAAUUAAAAUCAAACAAUAGCCUCUGCCGAUGUUAUUGCUGCCUGUCCUGUAGCUAACCUGCUAACUUCAGUCAGCCUUGACCAUCUGGGUCCAGCUGCUUUCCUUCUGAUAAUGUGCUGGGUCAAUUUGACUAUUCUCAAUUUGUUUCCCUUAAUUAAGCAAAUAUACUGCUUCUAACUGGCUUCAAGAACUUUGGUUUGGGUAAAAUAAAGAUACUUUUUAACUCUGCUUGCUCAAGUUGGACUCCCUGCCCUCAUCUCCAAGAAUUUCCUAUGAUAGACAACUCCUUUUAAGCAAGUGUAAUAGGGUAGUUCAUCUGACACUGUAUGACUUAAUUCAAUCAUGUAACGGCUUGUACUUCCUGCUUGCAAAACCGCCUCAGUGCUGAUGAUUUGGAACUGAGAUUCCCUGCUAGCAUAAUAAAGUUGUCUUCUAACUCCAA